Molecule: messenger RNA, 1216 nt
Organism: Homarus americanus (American lobster)
Lineage: Eukaryota; Metazoa; Arthropoda; Malacostraca; Decapoda; Nephropidae
Product: 52 kDa repressor of the inhibitor of the protein kinase-like
Exons: 2
Coding region: 250-1044 (264 amino acids)
Molecular function (GO): sequence-specific DNA binding
Source: RefSeq, a predicted model, not a curated record
CCUACCUUGAGAGCCCCGUCCACACUACCGGACAGUGACCGUCGGGCACGAGUGAUGAGUCCGUCAUCGCACACUUUGUGGCAACUUUGACGGGCAAACCAGCGGACAGCCCGUGCCCGUAGUUGAGCGAAAUCAGCAGACUGCCCGGUGGUUUGGCGCCAGGCAUAGACCGACGACGCUGUCAGUCUCUCACGGUCUCACCACGCACCACGAGCCACAGCUGGUGGUUGUUCGGUUUACCUCGUCAUCAUGUCUAGCCCUCCGUCCACGUACACCACAGAACCUGCAAACCUCCACUGGUCCAGGCAAGAUACUGUACGGUUAAUAGACCUUUAUCGCCAUUACCCGUGCCUAUGGAAUGUCAAAAGUGACAUGUACAAAGAUAGAGACAAACGUGCAGCAGCACUCAAGGGAAUUGCAGAGGAGAUAAUGAAGAUUACUGCCUCCAUUACCACAAGGGAUAUAAAGCGGAAAAUAGAGACACUACGAAAUCAAUAUAGACGUGAAAUGAGACUGGUACAUAAAUCACAGAAGUUAGGAGCUGGGACAGACGAAAUUUACAGGCCAAAAUUAUGGUGCUUUAAUGACCUGUCAUUUCUGAAUGAUAGUGACACAAUCAGAGCAUCUGUGUCAAACAUGGAUGCCGGUACCAAUCACACUACUGAAGAUGUGGCUACGGAGGUAUGUUCUGAUCAUGAGGAAGCGGAGAGUUCCUCAGAUGUGAACUCGAAUCCAGGUACUACCUUAGACGCCGACGACCCAGUGGCCCAACCCUCUUCUUUUACUUGUUCGUCAGCUGCUAGACCCAUAGGAGGACCCAAGAAAAGAAAACGUCAAGAUGCUUGUGAUAAUAUUUUGUCUUUGAUUGGGGAACGGCUUCAAUCCUCACGCCAAGACGAGUUUGACAUUAUAGGGAAGAACGUUAAUAACAAGUUGCGAAGGCUGUCUCGAGAGCAACAACUUUUUGCAGAAAGGUUGAUAAAUGAUGUGCUUUUCGAGGGAGGACUGGCCAACCUGAACAGAAAUAGCAAGAUUGCAAUUUAACUAAUCAUGACUGAAGACAGAAUUAAAUUUAUUAUUCUGUACUUCUCAUGCCCUUAUAAGAACAUAAGAAUGGAGGAAACUGCAGCGGGCCUAUUGACCCAUAUUGGGCAGUCCCGUUUAUACCCAACCCCUAUUGUCAUAUAAGCAUCCAACCUAUGUUUGAAGCUAUCCA